AGAACAGCUAAUACAACAGGAGUUCAACAUUCAAAGACAGGGCGUUUUCAGAACAAGACUAUUCUUGUAACUUGGAUUGCGGGUGGCCUGAUUCUAAAUUGUGUCAGUGUUCAGGACAGGAUGCUUGCACGAUUGCUCACUGGUUGCUCUAAGACUGGCUGUUCAGGGACCGCCUGCAAAUGAUACGUGUCAUCCACAUCCACAGACAAAGCUCUCUGGGAAAGAGAGUCCACGCGCUAAAUAAUUCAAGUCCGUUCUCUUCGCUGUGAACAAGAUGCCGGCCGUCCAUACACUGCUUUUAGAAGAGGCUUUGCAGGACAGUCCUCAGACUCGCUCCUUGCUCAGUGUGUUUGAGGAAGAUGCAGGGACGCUCACAGACUACACCAACCAGCUGCUUCAGUCCAUGCAGAGGGUGUAUGGAGCCCAGAGUGAGAUGGGAUUGGCUACAGAACAGCUGUCCAGACAGCUACUGGAAUAUGAGAAGCAAAAUUUUGCCCUUGGUAAAGGUGACGAGGAGGUGAUCAGCACACUGCAGCAAUUUGCAAAAACUGUGGGGGAGCUGAACACACUACACUCAGAGCUGGCCACUCAGAUGGCUGACAGGAUGAUCUUUCCCAUGAUCCAGUUCAGAGAGAAGGACCUUACAGAGAUAAGCACAUUGAGAGAAAUAUUUGGCAUCGCUUCUGAUGAGCACGAGGCUGCCAUGGUCAAGUACAGCAGACUGCCCAAGAAGAAGGAGAAUGAGAAGGUGAAAGCAGAGUUGGUGGGGGAGGUGGCCUACUCCAGGAGGAAGCAGCACCAGGCCUCCAUGCAGUAUUACUGUGCCCUCAACGCCCUGCAGUACCGCAAGAGAGUGGCCAUGCUGGAGCCCAUGCUAGGUUACACACAGGCCCAGAUCAACUUCUAUAAGAAAGGCAUAGAUCUAGUUUCAAAGAAAAUGGACAGCUUCCUGGCCUCAGUGUCCAGCAUGACACAAAAUAUCCAGGCUCAGUUGGACUCGGAGGCUGAGGCCAUGCGUAUGACCCAGAGAGAGCUUCUCUCCAUGGAGGACACGGUCUACAUGCCUGACCGCGACCCCGCCCCUGUCAACCGCACGCUCAUACAGAAGGCAGGCUACCUCAACAUCAGGAAUAAGACGGGCCUAGUCACCACAGCCUGGGACCGGCUUUACUUCUUCACCCAGGGAGGGAACCUCAUGUGCCAGCCGCGAGGGGCAGUGGCAGGGGGUAUGGUGCUGGACCUGGAUAACAGCUCUGUCAUGGCCGUAGAGUGCGAGGACAGACGCUACUGUUUUCAGAUCACCUCCCCCAACGGUAAAACGUCAAUGAUUUUACAAGCAGAGAGCAAAAGGGAAUAUGAGGAAUGGAUUUGCACUUUGAACAAUAUUUCCCGACAGAUCUACCUGACUGACAACCCUGAGGCAGUGGCCAUCAGACUGAACCAGACAGCCAUUCAGGCGGUCACUCCCAUCACCAGCUUUGAGAAGAGAGGAGAGGGCUCGCCCAACCCAGACAGGGCUAAGCCAGGUGGGAUGCAGUCCUCUAGCGGUGCGUCCCAGAAGACCUCCAGUGCUCCUGAGCCAGAGGACCUGAUAGUUCCCGGGACACCCAUCCAGUUUGACAUCAUGCUGCCUGCAUCGGAGUUCCAGGACCAGAACAGGACCGGAGGGAGGCGUACAAACCCUUUCGGAGAAACAGACGAUGACUGCUCCCCUGAAAGCGACGACUCCCUGCUGCAGCAGGUGUUUGCGGUGCGGUUCCUGGGCUCCAUGGCAGUGCGUUCGGGACAAUCCCAGGAGGUGAUCUAUGAGGCCAUGAGACAGGUGCUGGCGGCCAGAGCCAUCCACAACAUCUUCAAAACCACAGAGUCCCAUCUCAUGGUCACCAGCAGUAGUCUCAGGUUGAUUGACCCCCAGACACAAGUCACAAGAAUCAGUUUCCAGCUACAGGAGGUGACCCAGUUUGCGGCCCACCAGGAGAACGGCAGGCUGAUGGGCUUCGUGGUGGAGGGGCGAGACUGGAGCGAGGGGGACGAGGAGGGAGAGCCCUCCUUUAGUGCAUUUGUCUUCGAGAGCAACACAGAGGGGGAGAAGAUAUGUUACACAAUAAGCUUGGGGAAGGAUAUUAUAGAGGCAAAGAAGGACCCAGAGGCUCUAGCCCAGCUGUUGAAGAACAUGCCUCUGACCAACGAGGGCAAGUUCCUCCUGCUGAACAGCGAGACGGGCAACACGGCUAACGGAGGAGCACCGGAUGAGGAGGAGUCUGAGGCCUAGCCAGGCCCAGUGGAGGGUUUGAGGUUCCCCCACCAAGCACGUCCUCAUGUGGGGUUGAGGUGUUCUCAUGAGCCCUUCCCCUGGCUCUAGUCUGGUACUACCUGUUCACCACUUGACCAGAAAAAAACCCUGGGUCUAUAUGGUGUAUAUCUUAUGACCACUAGAGUGAGGUAAAGGUACAGGUACUUAUACAAAGGGACAAUGUUUAGGUUUAAUAUUUCAUUAAUUCACUCCUUUUCACUGGUGGAAUUAAUAUCCUCAGCCACCCUGUCAGUUUAAACUGGGACCUCCAACACUAAUACAUUUACAUUUCAUAACUUUGAGUUUAGUGGUACCAUUGUGUCUGUGCUGCUGUAUAAGUAUUGUGUUGAGAUGGAUGGCCAUGACAUCUUACUUUUCAGCAGCACUUAAUGACAUUAUUAUCUAUCAUUCCUAUAGGACAAUAUUGCACACCCAAGGUUUCUAUUUAAUCAAAGGCUUGAUUUCUGUAGUAGAAUGCACUAACGUCAGAUAUUGUCCGGCAGCAUUCUGAAGUAAGGUGUUAGGCCUCGAUUAAAUCAGAUCGAGCAUUAACCCACGUUGGCCGACAUCCGCAUAGCGUGUUGGAUAACUUGGAACGCGGCUGCAUAACGCGGCUGCAUGGGAUUUGUCAGAUAUAAAGUCAGGUGUGGCGUUGUUGCAUCCAAUGGCAGUGUCUGCGCUAAGGUAACGCAAGGAGACGCUUGUGGAUUUGACAGCUGUAACGCAGUUCCACCUCAGACGCAGUCAAAACAUGUGCUAUGCAGAUGUCGGCUAGCGCAGAUCUGAUAGAAUUAAGGGCUAGAUUCUAUUGGCUUCAUAGAAUCUGCAAAUCUAAACAAAACACUAAAGGCAAAGGGGAAACACAUGCAUUGCAUUUUCCUUCGCACAGGCAUUGCAUUCCUGCGUGUGUAUUCUCUUAGCCCUGAUAACCUGCAAUACUAAAUGUCAUGUAUGUGCGGUUUCUGAAGGUGAGAUGUUUUUGUAUUGUGGAAUAAUAACGGUAAUAGGUCAAAGCUCGACUUUGCGUGGACCGCGAGGUCAUUCAGUGUUGACCAAGGUGUUUGCUUGCAUGCCGAGAUGAUGAAAACAGCUUUUACAGAGUUUUGUCUGAGUGUAGGUGAGUUUUUCUUAGUCGGUCAGUUCCCUCCUUUUCCCUCAAGGGCUUUCAUGACAUUCUGUUUAAAUGGCUGUGUCUAUAGACAGAGUGGGUUUUGCAUUCCUGCAUUGUUUACUCACUAAACCAUGAAGGAGUCAUUUUAGGGGCAAAUCCUAAUUUCUACGUAAAUCUAAUUUUUACUUAGUCAUGCAUUGAUGUCGAUGGGAGACGAAGGGAACAUUUGACUUAAAUGGAAGUUAGGAUUCGCCCCCUAGAGAGGAUCCAUCUUCUUUAAUCGUCCUUAGUGUAUGCCCUUCAUGUUGCUGUAACUCCCCUCUACUUUCUAAGUAAAAUGCACUGUCAGGGAAAAUAUACACAAGCCAUCUGGAAAAUGGACAAAAAGUGGCAAGUGCAUUGCUCUCCUUUCCUGGAAUUUCUCUUUUGUAAAUUACCUUUGGUUGUAUAUGACAGUAUGUUCACUUCCCAUAAGGCUUUACACUCCAUUUCCUAAAAGGAAAUGUUAACAUGCAAUCUUUAAUAAAUAUAAGUUACAUUUU
This is a messenger RNA of Coregonus clupeaformis (lake whitefish), 3946 nucleotides long. Its product is annotated as DCC-interacting protein 13-beta. Bases 275 to 2272 code for a protein of 665 amino acids. Gene Ontology annotation, biological process: signaling. The record is from RefSeq and is a predicted model, not a curated record. NCBI's taxonomy places the organism in Eukaryota, Metazoa, Chordata, Actinopteri, Salmoniformes, Salmonidae. Gene Ontology annotation, cellular component: cytoplasm; endosome membrane. The transcript has 20 exons. Gene Ontology annotation, molecular function: protein binding.